Molecule: messenger RNA, 483 nt
Organism: Rhizophagus irregularis DAOM 181602=DAOM 197198
Lineage: Eukaryota; Fungi; Glomeromycota; Glomeromycetes; Glomerales; Glomeraceae
Source: RefSeq, a predicted model, not a curated record
AUGGCUUUUACAGAUUGGAAAAAACUUGACAAGUGGCUUGAUAAACAUGGAUUAGAGCAAGGUUUUGCUUUUACAAUUACUCAUAGUGAUAAGGAUAAACAUGACAGUUUCCCUAGACGCCGUACUUAUGCAUGUACAAAGGGUCGAGCAUAUGUACCACAAAAAGAAGCACAUAUCAAUGAAGAACGUGAUAGAGGACAUCAUUCGGGUGAUUGCAAAUUUUAUAUUAAUGCUUACCGCAGAAAAAGAGAUAAUCUUGUUUAUAUCACGAAAAUCAAUGGUGAAUAUAAUCAUCCGCUUGUGGAAAAUAUCAACAUAGUUGCAUCCCACUAUCGUAAGCUUACUCCUGAGAUGCAUGACGAUGUAAAACUUCUUGCAACUUGUGGUGUUCGUGCUGACGCAAUUAUAGAAGUUUUGCAAGUUAAAUAUCCGGACAAGUUCAUCUAUUCUCGAAACAUUUAUAAUAUGGUUCAAACCAUCUGA